Molecule: messenger RNA, 2197 nt
Organism: Nannospalax galili (Upper Galilee mountains blind mole rat)
Lineage: Eukaryota; Metazoa; Chordata; Mammalia; Rodentia; Spalacidae
Gene: Pax3
Product: paired box 3
Exons: 9
Coding region: 384-1838 (484 amino acids)
Biological process (GO): anatomical structure development; regulation of transcription by RNA polymerase II
Molecular function (GO): DNA-binding transcription factor activity, RNA polymerase II-specific; RNA polymerase II cis-regulatory region sequence-specific DNA binding
Source: RefSeq, a predicted model, not a curated record
GCACUCGGUGUCACGACGGGAGGAGACUCGCUCCCGCCUGGUCACAACCCUUCUGCCCGCGAUCCUCGCGGCGCUCUGAGCCCCCUGGCCGGUGGCCCCAGCAGAGGGGCCGUCCCGCCAAACUCGUACCAAACUUCUCCACCCUGGGCUUGGGAUCCUGCACUCUGGGGACUCCUCACUCGCUCCUUUUCCGGGAUCCAUCCCCAGCCUGUGGACUAGGAGCUGGCAGCCCCCCUCCCUGGGUCCCUCCUCUUUCUCCAGCCUUUUUUUGGGGAGGAGCACUUCUCGAUCUGGAGAGUUCCCGAGGGUCACCCGGCGCUCAGUGCUCGCUUUUCCGCUUCGCCUUCACCUGGAUAUAAUUUGCGAGCGAAGCUGCCCCCAGGAUGACCACGCUGGCCGGCGCUGUGCCCAGGAUGAUGCGGCCCGGCCCGGGGCAGAAUUACCCACGCAGCGGCUUCCCGCUGGAAGUGUCUACCCCCCUCGGCCAGGGCCGGGUCAACCAGCUCGGAGGAGUAUUUAUCAACGGCAGGCCUUUGCCUAACCACAUCCGCCACAAGAUUGUGGAGAUGGCCCACCACGGCAUUCGGCCCUGCGUCAUCUCUCGCCAGCUCCGGGUAUCCCACGGUUGCGUCUCUAAGAUCCUGUGCAGGUAUCAGGAGACAGGUUCUAUCCGCCCUGGUGCCAUUGGAGGCAGCAAGCCCAAGCAGGUGACAACGCCUGACGUGGAGAAGAAAAUUGAGGAAUACAAAAGAGAGAACCCGGGCAUGUUCAGCUGGGAAAUCCGAGACAAAUUACUCAAGGACGCGGUGUGUGAUCGGAACACUGUACCCUCAGUGAGUUCCAUCAGCCGCAUCCUGAGGAGCAAAUUCGGGAAAGGCGAAGAGGAGGAGGCCGAUCUGGAGAGGAAGGAAACUGAGGAAAGCGAGAAAAAGGCUAAACACAGCAUCGACGGCAUCCUGAGCGAGCGAGCCUCUGUGCCUCAAUCAGAUGAAGGCUCUGACAUUGACUCUGAACCAGAUUUACCACUAAAGAGGAAACAGCGCAGGAGCCGAACCACCUUCACAGCCGAGCAGCUGGAAGAACUGGAGCGUGCUUUCGAGAGAACCCACUAUCCCGACAUUUACACGAGGGAGGAACUGGCCCAGAGGGCGAAGCUCACUGAGGCCCGAGUACAGGUCUGGUUUAGCAACCGCCGCGCAAGAUGGAGGAAGCAAGCUGGAGCCAAUCAACUGAUGGCUUUCAACCAUCUCAUUCCGGGGGGAUUCCCUCCCACCGCCAUGCCGACUCUGCCAACGUACCAGCUGUCAGAGACCUCUUACCAGCCCACAUCUAUCCCACAAGCGGUGUCGGAUCCCAGCAGCACUGUUCACAGACCUCAACCGCUUCCUCCAAGCACUGUACACCAAACCACUAUUCCUUCGAACCCCGACAGCAGCUCUGCCUACUGCCUCCCCAGCACCAGGCAUGGAUUUUCAAGCUAUACAGACAGCUUUGUGCCUCCAUCGGGGCCCUCCAACCCCAUGAACCCCGCCAUUGGCAAUGGCCUUUCACCUCAGGUCAUGGGACUCCUGACCAACCAUGGUGGGGUACCACAUCAGCCUCAGACCGAUUAUGCUCUGUCCCCUCUCACUGGGGGCCUGGAACCUACGACCACAGUGUCGGCCAGCUGCAGUCAGAGACUGGAACAUAUGAAGAACUUGGACAGUCUGCCCACAUCGCAGUCCUAUUGUCCCCCCACCUACAGCACCACAGGCUACAGUAUGGACCCUGUUACAGGCUACCAAUAUGGGCAGUAUGGACAAAGUGCCUUUCAUUAUCUCAAGCCAGAUAUUGCAUAAGUGAACUGUCCACUUGGAGCUAAAACUGGUCCUGUUUCCAGCCUCCACAGCCUAGACAUGAAGAAUCUUCUCAGAAACAAACAAACAAAAAUAAAUAAAUAAAAAAAAUUAAAAAUCAGCUUUGGGGGGAGGUGGAGACAAAGGACAGUGAUUGAUUUUCCUUUCCAGUAGUUGGUUUCAGAUUCUUUUGAACAUGUUGGACAAAAAGCAGUGGAGAAGAGAAGACCGUGAGCAAUCAAAGGCAAACACACCAUUUUAAGGCAAUGGUGCAAAUCUGGCUAUGUAUCAAACUAUUCCCAAGUCUUUGUUGAUGACCAAGAAGUUUAAACAUUCCGUGUGCGUGUGUGUGUGUGUGUGGG